This is a messenger RNA of Fusarium subglutinans, 1785 nucleotides long. Its product is annotated as drug proton antiporter YHK8. Gene Ontology annotation, molecular function: transmembrane transporter activity. NCBI's taxonomy places the organism in Eukaryota, Fungi, Ascomycota, Sordariomycetes, Hypocreales, Nectriaceae. The transcript has 2 exons. Bases 1 to 1785 code for a protein of 594 amino acids. The record is from RefSeq and is a predicted model, not a curated record. Gene Ontology annotation, biological process: transmembrane transport. Gene Ontology annotation, cellular component: membrane.
AUGAUCGAGUCCGAUACGGUUCAGACUGCGGGUGCUUACGUUCGGGACCUGGGCGAUCUCGAGAUUGGACCCAGCACCCUCCCGUCUUCAUCAGCACAACCGAGUCUUGGUAGUGAAGACCCUAUUUCCUAUCUCUAUCUAACACUCGACACUCCCCUACCAUCACCACCCUCAUCAGGCUCAAAUCCUACACAAGAUCUCCCACCAUGCCCAGAUCUUCGACCCUACGCUUCACCCUUCACGUUGCCGCGAGCACGGAAAAACAUCUUCCUCGCGCUCUCGUGUAUCGCGACAAUGCUGACUGCAUAUACUGCUGGAACCUACUCUCCACCAUCGAGAGCAAUGGCUAGAGAUAUCGGGGCAAGUCAUACAGCUACACUCGUCGGCAUCACGACCUUCUGUGCUGGUUUCGCUAUUGCGCCAAUGGCUCUCGCCCCCAUUUCUGAGAUCUGGGGUAGACGUCCUGUUUUUAUCCUCGCUGGUUUUGUGUUCGUCAUCUCCCAAGCUGUCUGCUCUGUCAUGCCUAACUUGGCUGGCAUGUUGAUCGCCCGCUUUUUCAUUGGUGUCGGCGGUUCCGUCUUUAGUUCAGUCGUCGGCGGUGUCAUUGCUGAUCUGUGGGAGAAAGAGGAGAGGAAUACCCCGAUGGCUCUUUUCAGUGGCUUUGUACUGUUUGGAACAGGCCUUGGACCUUUGGUGUCUGCUGCUUUCGUCAACGAUCUUGAAGAUGAUACGAUGGCUUGGAAGUGGUCGUUCUGGCACCAAGUCAUUCUUGAUGGACUGUUGCUGGUCGCCAUCUUGAUCUUGUUCAAAGAGACACGGGGCUCGGUUCUGCUUUCUCGCAAAGCUAAGAAGUUGAACCAGUGGUAUCAACAGCUGGAGGAUGCAGGUGUAUAUGGACUUUGGGUAACCGACCCUCGGGAAGAUACCUGCAGCUCGUCAUCUUCAAGCGUCAAGACCAUGCCAGGACAUGAGACGAUGCUUGAGUACAACAGACCAACACAACUACGAAGAAUACGAUGGCUCGUUGAAGCAGACGAACAACGACCCCCUCUUCGACAAAUGAUGGCUACCUCCAUCAUGCGACCCUUCUACCUCUUGUUCACAGAACCAGUUGUAUUCUCCUUUUCCCUCUGGGCUGCCUUCUCCUGGGCUGUCCUCUACCUGUCCUUCUCCAUCGUGCCGUAUCUCUACUCAGACAACUACAACAUGUCGAUGCGCAUCUAUGUUGCGAUGAUGGCAUCUGCUAUUAUCGCGACUGUGGUCGGCAUUCUUCAAGAGAACUUGAUGAAACAUCCUUUCUGGAGCGGACACGUAGACGAGAAGGAGGUUUCCCGCUUCUGGCGAUUUAUGAGGAAGCAUUUCCCUGCUGAUUCUCCCGAGGCACGACUUUACUUCUCCUGUCUCACUGCCCUCUUGCUCCCCGCUGGCUUAUUCGUCGCGUUCUUGAGUCCCAUUAGCACGAGUCACUAUACACAAGCUAUUGGUAUUGGCUUCGCAAAUUGGGGUAUUUACUCUGUCUACCUUGCUACGUUCAACUACCUUGCUGAUACAUAUCACAUGUACGCCUCUUCAGCCCUUGCUGCCCAGAGUUUCUGUCGCAAUGUGCUUGGUGGCAUAUUCCCUGUAUUGACUGGCAUCAUGUUUGACAAUCUCGGUUUGAGAAACGCAGGUUCUGUGUUGGGUGGUAUUGCUUCAGUUCUGACACUCAUUCCAUGGAUUCUGGUGUUUUUUGGAAGCAGAAUUCGGGCCAGGAGCAAGUUUGCGAUCUCUCUACAAAAACAGUGA